AUAAUCACAUCUACCAGAGAGCAUGCUCUAUAUUUGUGGAUUUAUAUUGACCCAAAUGCAAACGCAACUGCGGUAGCCAGGGUAGUUGCUAAUUUACAAAGUCAUGUUGAUUAUGUUUCACCUCCUGCGGAUGUUAAUGAAAAUAACAAAAUUGUAGCGGGUAUUGGUUUUGGAAACAAUUUUUAUAAAAAGGUUUAUUUUAUCAUACCAACAGCAACACCUCGCGAUUUUCCAUUAGUCACGAGAAGAGGAGUUCUCGGGGUUCUUCCAGCAACCGGUGGCGAUGUUUUCAUCCAUGCUAAAAGCAACAGCAAAUCAAAGCUGUUUGAACUGACGGAACGAAUCAAGAGUCAACUUCCUAAUAACAGUAUGGAUUCCUUUGAAGAUGUCUACGGCUGGGUCUACAAAAAUGGAAGAGAUUUGUCGGGAUUCAUAGAUGGCACAGAAAAUCCAAGCGAGCUGGAAGAAAGAAAACAAGUGGCAGUUGAGCGUUCUACAGGCGGAAGUUUCACAAUUACGCAGAAAUGGUUACACAAUAUGAAAUUCAUUCAUUCACAAAGUGAUGAAACGCUGGAAAAGUUUGUGGGUCGUACGAAAAAUGACAGCCUGGAACUGUCACCUCUGCCAAGAUGUUCCCAUGUCGCAAGGAUGGUCAACAGUACUGAGCCAGGUGCGCUUGCCCCGUUUAAAAUAGUUCGACAGUCCCAACCAUACGGCACUGUAUCGGAAGAGUCGGGACUUUUUUUUAUUGCCUACGCUAACGACACUCGCAAUUUUGAAUAUCAAUUGGACAACAUGGUGGGGAAAUCAAGCAGUGGAUCAGAUAGCGGAUGUGCUGAUGACAUUAUGAGAAUAUCAAAAGCUUUAUCAGGCAAUUAUUGGUACUUCCCAGGAGUUGAGGAAUUGAAGAAAAUGCUUUAA
Molecule: messenger RNA, 921 nt
Organism: Helobdella robusta
Lineage: Eukaryota; Metazoa; Annelida; Clitellata; Rhynchobdellida; Glossiphoniidae
Exons: 6
Cellular component (GO): cytosol
Molecular function (GO): heme binding; peroxidase activity
Source: RefSeq, a predicted model, not a curated record